AUGACUGCAAUCGGUAACGCUACGAUGGAUUCUCACGGUGGAGGAGAACAUGCGAUUGGUACAGUGAUUUUAUUUUUAUCAUUUGCUGUCUUGGCUGGAUGUAUAUGCAAAUUAAUACUUUCACAAAUAUUGAAAAAUAAAUUUCCUGCUCCAUUCACAGUAAUCAUACUAAUUUUUGGCUUCAGUAUCGGUAUGAUUAUUGCCCAUAUUUAUGGUAUUAGCAAUGACUUUUUACUUGGUGAAAAAGAAUUGAGAGAAAUUAAUCCUCAUCUUAUUUAUUACAUUUUUUUACCGUUGCUGAUAUUCGAUUCCGCUUUUAACAGUCGUUUUCAUGUUAUUCGACCACAAAUCAUAUCUGCUAUACUUCUAGCCGGUCCGGGCGUGCUCAUUUCUAUUACUAUUGUUGCAGUGUUUGCCACCUAUAUAUUUCCUUAUCAUUGGUCUUGGCUAGUUAGUAUAAUGUUCGGAAGUAUUCUGAGUGCAACGGAUCCCGUUGCUGUUGUGGCAUUACUACACGAAUCAGGAGCGAGUAAAUCAUUAGCAGCAUUGAUCGAUCUUGAAUCAUUAUUGAAUGAUGGUUCUGCCUUUGUCAUCUUUAUGAUUUUUCGAGAUAUUGUCGUCGGUAAAAGUGAUAGUGCCAAGAAAAUUAUUAUUGAUAUCGUCAAGUUCACUAUCGGUGGUCCAGCUUUUGGCAUUGCCUGCGGCAUCAUUGCUGUAAUCGUUCUGAAUAUGGUCCAUAAUAAACUCGAAGUCGAAAUUAUAUCGACUUUUGGUCUUGCCUAUCUAAUUUUCUAUGUUGCUGACGUUGAACUCGGUGUUUCAGCUGUCUUGGCACUGGUGGUCAUGGGACUUUUCAUGGCCAAACACAAAUAUUGUAUCAGUAGUCAUGUGCAACUUCCAAUGGCCAAUACUUGGCGCAUCAUUAUUGAUUUUGCAAACAUUCUCAUUUUUAACAUUACUGGUAUUAUUUUGGCCCACUCACUGAUCGGCACGAAAACAACUAUUGUCGCACGUGAUUUUGGAUUUUCUAUUCUAUUGUAUAUUGCUCUUCAUCUCGGACGUCUAUUAUCCGCCAUUGUACUCUAUCCAUUUAUACGUUGGAGUGGUGUGCGCCUAUCUUGGAAAGAACAUAUGGUUCUGAUUUGGAGCGGUUUAAGAGGAAGUAUGUCCGUUAUUUUAGCUUUGAUGGUUGACUCCGAAAAUCAAAUCGAUAUCGAAACGAGACACCGUUUUCUUUUUCAUAUAUGUAUGAUUACCCUUCUUACACUGAUUAUCAACGGAACAAGCAGCAAGUUCUUAGUAAGACUUCUCGGCUUGGAUCACGGUAUGUACAUUAGUUAUUGACUUGUUCAAUUCAAUUUUUUCACUAUUCAUUACUGUCGAGCAAGUAGCGCGUGGCUCACUGAUACAACGAUUAUUUCAGACUGAGAAUAAAAAGUGAAGCUCACGAGGGAACCUCUUGAGGUGAUUAAAAGCUUUUCGACUCAGACUAUUUUCAUCAUGUAGGGAAUAGUGAGUAGUGAAAAACCCCAAGUUGGUUUGGGCCCAUGCGCCUUUUUGACGGAGAUAUGAGUUAAUUAAUGAAAAUGCCAUUAAUAAUAAUUAAUU
Molecule: messenger RNA, 1608 nt
Organism: Didymodactylos carnosus
Lineage: Eukaryota; Metazoa; Rotifera; Eurotatoria; Philodinida; Philodinidae
Source: the annotation of a GenBank genome assembly